Molecule: messenger RNA, 1692 nt
Organism: Striga asiatica
Lineage: Eukaryota; Viridiplantae; Streptophyta; Magnoliopsida; Lamiales; Orobanchaceae
Source: the annotation of a GenBank genome assembly
CCAUUGUUUAAAAGAAAAAAAACUAGGCAUGUGGAAGUUUGGCAGAAGCCAGAAAAAACUAUUAUAAAAAAUUAAAAAUAGGAUUAGGAGGAAGACAGAGAGAGAGAGAGACGAUAAGCACAACCCACGUUGGCACUCUCAGUUUCGUUUAUAGGGUGGGAUAUUGGGAUGGGUAUCCAAAUAAUAAAUAUCCCACGAACAAAAAUAAAUAAAUUUCGUCUCAAAAUUGUCUGAGCUUCCUCAAAGUGUGCGACCAUCAACCAAGCAAUUCAAAUUUGAAAAAGGUUGAAAUGGGUUUGAUGAGGAGAAUCGGAAGAUAUCGUAAUAUUAUUACUGGUGGAGGAGGAGGAGAAUGGAGCAGGAUGAUUGCAAGGGGGAUGUCAACGAAUAAUAAUAAUAAUCAUAACAGCAUCAACCUUUUCUCCGCCAUCAACCAAGCUCUUCACAUUGCUUUGGAAACCGACCAUCGAUCUUACGUAUUUGGAGAAGAUGUUGGAUUUGGCGGUGUUUUCCGCUGCACGACUGGGUUAGCUGAUCGGUUCGGAAAAUGCAGAGUUUUCAACACUCCUCUUUGUGAGCAGGGCAUUGUUGGAUUUGCUAUUGGUUUAGCAGCUAUGGGGAACCGUGCAAUAGCUGAAAUUCAGUUUGCAGAUUAUAUUUUCCCAGCUUUUGAUCAGAUUGUCAAUGAAGCUGCCAAGUUUAGAUACAGGAGUGGCAAUCAAUUUAACUGUGGAGGUUUAACAAUCAGAGCACCUUAUGGAGCUGUGGGUCAUGGCGGCCAUUACCAUUCCCAAUCCCCUGAAGCUUUUUUCUGUCAUGUUCCGGGUAUUAAGGUGGUAAUCCCUCGUAGUCCUCGACAAGCUAAAGGAUUAUUACUAUCUUGCAUCCGUGAUCCAAAUCCAGUUGUGUUUUUUGAGCCAAAGUGGCUAUACCGGCUUGCGGUAGAAGAAGUCCCAGAUGAAGACUAUAUGCUGCCUUUAUCUGAGGCUGAGGUGAUUCGUGAAGGCAGUGACAUAACACUUGUUGGAUGGGGAGCUCAGCUUUCAGUCAUGCUACAGGCUUGUGUUGAGGCUGAGAAGGAUGGCAUAUCGUGCGAAUUAAUAGACCUAAAGACUCUAAUUCCAUGGGACAAGGAAACUGUGGAGGCCUCAGUUAAUAAAACUGGAAGAAUUCUGGUUAGUCAUGAAGCUCCUAUAACAGGUGGAUUUGGCGCUGAAAUUUCUGCCUCCAUAGUUGACCGUUGCUUUUUGAGGUUAGAAGCUCCAGUAGCUAGAGUUUGCGGCCUCGAUACUCCAUUUCCCCUCGUGUUUGAGCCUUUUUACAUGCCGACUAAGAAUAAGGUGAGAUUUGUAGAUGAUAUUGGACGCAAUCAAAUCUACUGUGAAUUACUAAUGCAUUUUGGGGCCACGCGAAUGCUUUGGCACAAUCAUGUGAAAAUAUUCACGAGUAAUGUGUUGUGAUGAUAUUAUUAAGGGGAUACAUCUAUGUAUCCUGUUCAGAAUAGGAACAACUUUAGUUCAUCAAUUUUAUGUAUCUCAAUUUUAGUUAAACAAUUGCGAACAGGACAUUCUGUGUAUUCCAAUCUUGUCUUUCACUAGUAUGUAUUCGUGGAUGCAGGAGACACAUAAUACUGCAAAAAUUUAUAAAUUAUAUGAAUAAAUAAUACAAAAUGUGUUUUGUCAUAUAUGUAUG